This is a messenger RNA of Aspergillus heteromorphus CBS 117.55, 1773 nucleotides long. RefSeq names its product S53 family peptidase. Lineage: Eukaryota; Fungi; Ascomycota; Eurotiomycetes; Eurotiales; Aspergillaceae. The coding region runs from base 1 to 1773 and encodes 590 amino acids. The record is from RefSeq and is a predicted model, not a curated record. The transcript is spliced from 2 exons. Gene Ontology annotation, biological process: proteolysis. Gene Ontology annotation, molecular function: tripeptidyl-peptidase activity; serine-type endopeptidase activity.
AUGGUACUCAUUACUUACCUAAUAGGGACUCUGUCCCUACUGCUCACCUCCUUGCACCCGGCCGUGGCCGCUGAAUCCAAGUAUGUGGUGGUCGAACAACUGAGUAGAGUACCCGAUGGAUGGACACAAGGCGUUGACCCCUCGCCAUCCACUCCGAUGAAGUUUUGGCUGGCGAUACACCAUGACAACAAGGCUGGGUUCGAACAAAAGGUCAUCGAGAUCUCGACGCCCGGCCAUCACAAGUAUGGACGCCAUAUGAAGCGCGAUGAAGUCAGAGCAUUCAUGCGCCCAUCCGAUCAAGCUUCAACAAAGGUUCUUGCUUGGCUAGAGUCGGAACAUGUUCCCUCUGACUCGAUCGAAAACCGUGGAGAUUGGAUCACAUUCACAGUAUCUUUGUCGCAGGCCCAGGCAAUGAUGCGGACCGACUUCCACACUUUUCGCUACAAGGGGUCGGGUGCGACGCAGAUCAGGACACUCGAGUACUCUGUCCCCGCGGACAUUCAUCCGUACCUUCAACUGAUCCAACCAACGACUCGAUUCGGGAAGCCUAAGACGCAGCAGAGCCCCCCGAGCCUUCUACCGGUAACGCUCAGCAUCGAAGAUCUCAGCAAAAAUUGUUCGGUAAUCAUGAAGCCAGAAUGCCUUCGUCAACUUUAUGGGAUCUAUGACACGAAGGCGACACCUGAUCCGGCCAACACCCUCGGGGUUUCCGGUUACUUGGACCAGUACGCGCGGUACAGUGAUCUUGAGGAAUUCAUGAAAGUGCUUGCACCGAACGAUACGAACGCCAAUUUCUCUGUUGUGUCGAUCAACGGGGGUCUGAAUCUGCAGAACUCGCUCGAGUCCAGCACUGAAGCAAGCCUCGACAUCCAGUACGCUAUCGCCGUGGCAUAUGAUGCCAAUGCGAUCUACUACACCACUGCCGGACGUGGACCCUCCGUACCGGAAUCGGGAGACCCGGAAACCGAGGAGUCAUCCAACGAGCCUUAUCUGGAGCAGCUGCAAUAUCUCCUGGAUCUACCAGACGAUGAGCUUCCCGCUGUUCUCUCCACGUCCUACGGCGAGGAUGAACAGACCGUCCCGGAGGAAUACAUGCGAGCCACAUGUAGCCUGUUUGCCAAGUUGGGGGCGCGGGGGGUCUCUGUAAUCUUCAGCAGCGGAGACUCCGGUGUGGGGGAAUCGUGCAUUUCGAACAACGGCACCCAAGCUCGGUUCCAGCCCCUAUUUCCGGCAUCGUGCCCUUUUGUUACGGCCGUGGGCGGAACCGAGGGCCUCGACCCGGAAAAGGCCAUAGGGUUCUCGGGGGGAGGGUUCUCCGACGUCUUCACUCGGCCCCCGUACCAGAAUGCGAGCGUAGAGAGCUAUCUUAAGGGUCUGGGAGACCAAUGGGCCGGGCUGUUCAAUCCAGACGGUCGUGGAAUCCCAGAUGUUGCCGCUCAGGCAAGAAAUUAUGCUAUCCUGGACCACGGGACGUGGUUACAAAGUGCAGGCACCAGUGCUGCUACCCCCGUCUUCGCGGCGAUUGUCUCGCGACUCAACGCGGCACGGCUGGCGCAGGGGAAACCCAAGCUGGGGUUCCUCAACCCGUGGCUGUAUUCGCUGAACCAGACUGGGUUUACGGAUAUCGUAGACGGAGGAUCGGUUGGCUGCGACGGGCUGACUGGAGCGUUGGUUCCGUACGCGAGUUGGAAUGCCACCAAGGGGUGGGAUCCAGUCACUGGCCUCGGGACGCCGUUCUUCCAGACUCUGGAGAAGAUUGCUCAGACCGCUUGA